CGAUGAGCAAAAAAACAACAGACCGAACCCCUACACAACUGAUAGCAAAAACAAUCGCUACUAGACUAUCCGGGCACGAAAUCAGAAGCUGUCCAUCUUGUUCACCAUCCCCUUCGGCGUAGAACAACUUUACAACCGUAGUCGCCGGGUCCACAUUUGUGUUCGAAAUGCUAAUUUAAUGUUUCUUUAUGAGGCAUGGUCGUGUGUGUGCCAUUGGAAUCGUUGUACCUAGGCUUCCGUAACACUCGGGCUUAUCAGUGAAUGGUAGUGAAGAGCUUGAUUCGUCCAGUCCAAGAGUGAGCCGCAACUUUGACCGCAGUGAAACGUCGUUAGUGUUUCAACGGGAUCCGCUUCGAAAGGUGUGAGAACCGAAAAGCGUGCGCCACAACUCGGUUCUGUUUUGCAGAAGGUAACCUAGCGAGGCCUACAAGGACCCUCCCACUCACCAUCCAGUGGUCACCUAUCGAGCUUACAUAAUCAUCAGUCGGUACUUGUAACCAGUUACCAUGGCAAUCGAACUACCUCGCGUUAAUCUAGACGAACCGCGCUACGACCAAAGUACCUACCUUAAUCGUGCCAAGCAUUUUCUUAUCGUGACCAAUCCGUUGAAUGUGUUCGCCACGGAGGAGCAGCUAGACCGGGCCGCCCGAAUUGUGCGCGACUAUCGCGCCGGUAAACCCGUCCCAGAUGUCAGCAGUGUCGAUGAGCUAUGGAGCGCCAAAUAUUUGUACGACAGUGCUUUCCAUCCGGAUACGGGGGAGAAGAUGUUGCUCGUCGGCCGCAUGUCGGCACAAGUCCCAAUGAACAUGACCAUCACUGGAUGCAUGAUGACGUUCUACAAGUCGACGCCCGCCGUCAUCUUCUGGCAGUGGUUCAACCAGUCGUUCAAUGCCGUGGUCAACUACACGAACCGUUCCGGUGCGUCACCUAUUAGCCAGGAGCAGCUGCUAACCUCGUACUGCAUGGCAACAGGUGGCGCCCUGGUGACUGCACUUUCGUUGAAUCGUCUAGUACGGAAUGCUCCUCCGCUUGUAGGACGUCUCGUGCCGCUUGCCGCUGUAGCCGCAGCCAAUUGCAUUAACAUUCCGCUGAUGCGCAUACAAGAAAUCAAAAACGGUGUGACGCUGCUGGAUAAGGACGGCAAUGAACUGGGUCAAUCGGUCCGAGCAGCAACGGAAGGAAUAUCCGCCGUCACUUUCAGUCGUAUCCUGAUGGCAAUGCCUGGAAUGGUUUUCACCCCGGUGCUGAUGAACACGUUGGAAAAACGAGGCUUUCUACGCCGAUUCCCGUGGGCGAAUGCACCGAUACAGACACUGUUCUGUGGUUUAUGUCUCACGUUCGCGACGCCACUUUGCUGUGCGCUGUUCAGUCAAAAGGCUUCGAUUAAUGUGGCCAGUCUCGAGGAGGAUAUGCGUGAGAAGCUACGCAAAGAACGUCCCGAACUUGAUGUCGUGUACUACAACAAGGGUCUGUAAGCAGCCAGGCAGCUAUCGUCGUUUUGUGUUUGUUGGACACCUGUAGCCGAGAUUCGUGUUGUAUUGCAUAUAGUACAAUGAGCUUUGCCAUUCGGAUUUCCAAUAUUGCAUUUGUUUCUCACAUUAUACGACUCAUACACUCCACUUGCCAUAUUUCUCAAUGAGAUUUCUCUGAUCAAGUUAGGCAAAUUCGUUUUUUUUUUUCAUUUGCUCAUGUCCACGUAGCGUUUAGCUCAGUAAUACAAAAAAAAAAACAAGAAUAUAUAUGUACGUGCGUGUAUGACAAUAAAUGUAGAUCUAUCUUCUUAUACUUCCCCAAACGCCUCGACAUCGAAUGAUGCAAAAUGAUGGUGUAGGUCUUUAUCAUAUAGCACAAAUGCUCAAUAAACGCCUGCUGUAAA
This is a messenger RNA of Anopheles moucheti, 1876 nucleotides long. It is a transcript of the gene Sfxn1-3, whose product is annotated as sideroflexin-1-3. The coding region runs from base 507 to 1475 and encodes 322 amino acids. Gene Ontology annotation, cellular component: mitochondrial inner membrane. NCBI's taxonomy places the organism in Eukaryota, Metazoa, Arthropoda, Insecta, Diptera, Culicidae. The record is from RefSeq and is a predicted model, not a curated record. Gene Ontology annotation, biological process: serine import into mitochondrion; monoatomic ion transport. The transcript has 5 exons. Gene Ontology annotation, molecular function: monoatomic ion transmembrane transporter activity.